Molecule: messenger RNA, 1586 nt
Organism: Cavia porcellus (domestic guinea pig)
Lineage: Eukaryota; Metazoa; Chordata; Mammalia; Rodentia; Caviidae
Gene: Cmbl
Product: carboxymethylenebutenolidase homolog
Exons: 6
Coding region: 327-1064 (245 amino acids)
Molecular function (GO): hydrolase activity
Source: RefSeq, a predicted model, not a curated record
CCAAUUUCCCCAAUGCAGGGUUGAAAAUCAGUUCUGAGCACUGGCAGUGUUUAACCAGCAAGGGCAAACAGCCUGGCAGCCUCCGCUUCGGACGCUGCGUCUCGGUGUCAUUUUAUCUUGGGGGGACCUGGAGCCCCAGCCCAGACUUCUGUGCUUCUCACAGUUCCGCUCUGCCAAGGCGCUGCUGACUGCUUCUGGUGGGGGACUUUGUCCCCUGUAGAGUGUGACUUGUGGCCUAUAAAGCUGGGCACACACCUGGGUCACACCUCACCGCCCCCCUCUGACUCUGCUGUGGCCGCUGCUGCUCCUACACUGAAGGACCCACGAUGGCCAACGAAGCAAACCCUUGCCCGUGCGACAUCGGCCACCGGCUGGAGUACGGGGGGAUGGGCCACGAGGUGCAGGUGGAGCACAUCAAGGCUUACAUCACCCGGCCCCCAGCUGACCAGGGAAGAGCUGUCAUUGUGGUGCAGGACAUCUUUGGCUGGGAGCUGCCCAACACCAGGUACAUGGCCGACCUGAUCGCAGGAAAUGGAUACACAGCCAUCGUCCCAGACUUCUUUGUGGGGAAGGAGCCGUGGAGCCCCUCUGGGGACUGGAACACCUUCCCCGAGUGGAUCAAGUCCAGAGACGCCAGGAAGGUGGACAAGGAGGUCGCUGCCGUCCUGCGCUACCUGAAACAGCAGUGUGGAGCCCAGAGGAUCGGCAUCGUGGGCUUCUGCUGGGGGGGCAUCGUGGUGCACCACGUGAUGACCAAGUACCCCGAGAUCAGGGCGGGGGUGUCUGUCUACGGCAUUGUCCGGGAUUCUGAAGACGUAUAUGACCUGAAGAACCCCACGCUGUUCAUUUUUGGUGAGAAAGACCCUGUGAUUCCCCUGGAGCAGGUCUCUCUGCUGACCCAGAAGCUGAAGGAGCACUGCAAGGUGGCACACCAAGUGAAAACCUUCACCGGGCAGACCCACGGCUUCGUGCACCGCAAGAAGGAGGACUGCCAGGCGCCCGACAAGCCCUACAUCGACGAGGCCAGGCGGAAUCUAGUCGAGUGGCUGCAUAAGUACGUGUAGCAGCGGUUGGGUGCAAACUUCUAAAUCGCUUCAUUUGGAAAUUUGCCUCUGUACUUAGUUCAUUGGAAUUUUCUUUUUUAGUUGCAAAAAAAUGUAGGGGCUGGGGAUUUAGCUCAGCGGCAUAAGCGCCUGCCUUGCAAGUGUGUGGUCAAGAGUUUGAUCCCUGGUACCAAUAAAAAAGAAAAAGACAAAAAAAAAAAAAAUGUAAGGAUGUUGAAGUUUGUUUCAUCUGAAACACAAAUUGGGAAGAAAAUGUUAAUGCAUGGAAAUCACCCUGAGCAUGUGUAUUAAGUGGACAUUAAGGGGCUAGCAGUCUCUGGAGAACCUGAAUGGGAGCAGGAAUGGGGUUAUGAGGGCCUGUCUGUGUGAGCUGGCUGCAUCCUUCGCCACCCGUGGAGAACCCCGUCAGGACAAGCCCAGGCCUCCAUCAGCUCUCCCUAGUUAUCCUGCUCUUAAGUACACUCAAGUUCUCAAUCCAUGAUGCUGAAAUAAAGGUUCUACCGACCUGGUGACACCAACUAA